GUUAUAAUAAGGAAGAUGAUGUUUCAUUCCCUGUCACCUUGUUGGAGGAAGAUUGGUGGGACGUGGAUGGUGAAGGAUCUGAAAGCAGUGAUGUUUGUUUAGAGGAUAGGAUAAACAAGAUUUAUAAUUUUUAUUUCAAUAAUGUUGAGGAAGUUGUGCCAGAGAUUGACAUCAGGGAACUUGAAGAGAAAGACUGA
Racocetra persica is the source of this 197-nucleotide messenger RNA. NCBI's taxonomy places the organism in Eukaryota, Fungi, Glomeromycota, Glomeromycetes, Diversisporales, Gigasporaceae. The record is from the annotation of a GenBank genome assembly.